Gloeophyllum trabeum ATCC 11539 is the source of this 1641-nucleotide messenger RNA. RefSeq names its product laccase hybrid (gene Gtlcc1). The transcript is spliced from 21 exons. Bases 1 to 1641 code for a protein of 546 amino acids. Gene Ontology annotation, molecular function: oxidoreductase activity; copper ion binding. The record is from RefSeq and is a predicted model, not a curated record. Lineage: Eukaryota; Fungi; Basidiomycota; Agaricomycetes; Gloeophyllales; Gloeophyllaceae.
AUGUCUCCUGCCUUCGUCCUGUCCAGACUCGCAUUGCCCUGUCUCGUUGUCGGGGCCUAUGCACAGAAUUUCAUCGGUCCAGUCGGAGAUUUAUUUGUCACCAAUAAAGUCAUCGCGCCGGAUGGUUAUCCUCGUUCAGCUGUCGUUGUUGACGGCCAAUACCCCGCUCCGUUGAUCAAGGCAAACAAAGGGGACCGCUUCCAAUUCAACGUACACGAUCUGCUUACUGAUAACACUAUGGAGCGUGCUUUGACUAUCCAUUGGCAUGGGUUAUACCAGAAGAAGACCAACUGGGCAGACGGAGUUGCUUUCGUGACACAAUGUCCUCUUGUUCCAGGUGAAUCGUUUCUGUACGAUUUCACUCCCUCAGGACAGGCGGGCACCUUCUGGUACCAUUCUCACUUUUCGGAACAAUACUGCGAUGGAUUGAGAGGUCCAAUGGUAAUAUACGACCCCGACGAUCCCUUCAAAGAUAUGUAUGACGUGGAUGAUGAGAGCACCGUCCUUACUAUCUCCGAUUGGCAACACCUGCCGACAUCCCAACUAGCGGAGUUCCCUCUUAACAUUAGCUCGACCUUAAUCAAUGGCAAGGGAAGAUAUAUCGGUGGACCGCAGGCUGACUUGGCGAUCAUAACGGUUGAGAAGGGAAAGCGGUAUCGCAUGCGUUUGGUAUCCAUAUCCUGCGACCCUAACUUCAUCGUGUGGAUUGAUGGCCACAAUAUGACUGUCAUCGAGGCCGACGGUGUCGAUCACGAGCCGGUGACCGUCGGCUCCCUUCAGAUAUUUGCCGGACAACGCUACUCAUUCAUUCUUGAUGCUAACCAACCGAUCGGCAAUUAUUGGAUAAGAUCGCAGACUGGACCUAAUGUUCCGGGGAUCGUAGGUGUGGAUGGAGGCGUCAACUCCGCCAUCUUGAGAUAUAUCGGAGCGGACGACUUGGAACCUAAUGACACCAAGAGUGUUUACACAAAUCUUCUGAAUGAGACACAGCUUCACCCUCUUGUCAAUCCCGAAGCCCCCGGUAACCCCUGGCCUGGAGGGGCUGACGUGACCAUCAACCUUCCUGCUGAAGUGGUAGGUGUCUUCGCCCUUGGCGGUGAGAUAUACCAGUCUCCCACAAUCCCGAUUCUCCUACAGAUAUUGAACGGCGUACCUCCUCAAAACCUCCUGCCCAACGGGAGUGUUUACACCCUACCCCCUAACAAAGUCAUCGAAGUAUCCUUCCCCAUGAUUAAUUUGCUUGGCUCUCCGCAUCCUAUGCAUCUGCACGGUCACACGUUUUCUGUCAUCCGUAGUGCGGGUACAGGCCCCGACGGCUACAACUUCAAGGUGAGUUUAUCCCGGACUACAUUGAUAUGCAUCACAGGAGACACCACCGGUGACAACGUAACGAUCCGCUUCGUGACGGACAACGCAGGCCCCUGGUUCCUGCAUUGCCACAUUGACUACCAUCUGAACGCCGGGUUCGCGGCCAUAAUGGCUGAAGAUGUGCCCGACGUCCCAGACGUCGACACGCCCGUCCCUCCCGGAUGGGACCUGCUGUGCCCCGCCUACAACGCCUUCGCCGGGCUCGAGCCGUGCAUCGGCAACCAGUGCGCCAAGAACGGCAGCUAUGGACCCAUGGGCCACCGCAGGUUAUAG